GACAGCGCUGUUUACCAGGUCACGUGACUUGCGGGGAAACAUGGCGCACAUCGACAAGGAAGCGAAAAACGAGGAGGGCGACAGUGCUGUUGCUGACCACACGGAGAGGAGGCGGCGGCGUUGUCGACUCCACUGGAAGCCCACGUCUGCAGAGAAGCUGGCUGACGUGGAACAGAGGAUUCUUAAAUGUAUGAAAAGCACAACAAAUGGCCGUUUCGUGAAGACCAACAGCUCCAAUAUUUGGACAGUGACCGUCAACGCUCACCUGGAUGCCGUGCCCCUUGUGUUGGUCCACGGGAUGGGGGGUGGGGUAGCCAUGUGGAUCCAGAACCUCGACAGUCUUGGUAACACCAGGCCGAUCUAUACAUUUGACCUUCUUGGAUUUGGCAGAAGCUCCAGACCAACGUUCAGCACAGACGCUGAGGAGGCCGAGGCUGAAUUCGUGAGGUCAUUGGAGGAGUGGCGCCAGGAGGUCAAGCUUGACCGCUUCAUACUCCUGGGUCACAGUUUGGGCGGAUUUGUCAGCAGUGCCUAUGCGAUACAGAAUCCUGGGAGAAUUGAACACUUAAUUUUGGCUGAUCCGUGGGGUUAUGCAGAGAAGCCAACAGACACGGAGUUCAGGCAACACUACCCGCUCUGGGCUCGAGCCCUUGUGAAGGUCCUCCAACCCUUCAAUCCAUUUACGGCCCUCAGAGUGGCCGGACCCUAUGGUCCUGGUAUUUUGAAACGCUUCCGUCCAGAUCUCAAGGCUAAAUAUGCAAACUUUUUGAACGAUGAGGAAGAUUUAAUGCUUCAAUACUUAUACCACUGCAAUGCACAAAAACCAAGUGGCGAAAUAGCCGCCAAAACACUGCAGACCCAGAUCCGUUGGGCCAAGCACCCAAUGAUCAACAGGAUCACUGCCUUGGACUCCAACGUUCCAAUGACGUUUAUACACGGACAGGAGUCCUGGCUGGACGGGGAUGUUGGGGACAACGUCAAACAACUCCGCGCUGGCAGUGACGUAGAGACACAUACGGUCUCGGGAGCUGGUCACCAUGUGUACGCCGACCGGCCGCGAGUGUUCAACCACAUAGUGCAACAGAUCUGUGAUACAGUAGACGCCCUGAGGGGGACGGGUGGAGGACAUGGGGAGGAGAGCAGUUUGAAGAGGACAUCCAUUUGAAUAUCUGUGUGACUGUCAUAUGACGAUGGCAUGUCACCCGUACACGUUGUGACGCCAUAUCAGAUGACGAUAGUAUGCCACAUGCAUACCUGAUGAUGAUAUGUCAUCGUGUUUUGGGGGGACUUAUAAAUACGUAGCGUUUCUGUGAUAAAACAUAUGACAAAAACAACACAUACAUUUGAAGGCGAAUCGCUGUCACGAAUGUAUUUUUGUAUAAUCCACAUAUUCCACACAGUUGCCUCUUCCGUGACGUGAAUAUCUAAAGAAUGUGGAAGUAUUUCCACGGUGAUGAUAUUUGAAUGAGAAUAAUGCAGUGGUGAUGUAAUGUAUGAAGUAAUCCUUUCAUGACACUGUAGUAGAUGUAGAGUGAGGCUGACGGCCUAUGCUGUUUUGGGCAAUGUUCCUGGGUACUUGACACCACGUUACCGUUCCGAUUGGAUCAACAUAUAUAUUGUGUAUGUCUCAGCUUAAUAUAAAUAUACUGAAAACUGCAUGCUCAAUUAAUAGAGCACGUGAUAGCCGACAUAUAUAGUUGUUAGUUCAGUAAAAUUCACGUGCGUGCGUGUGUGUGCGUGCGUGCGUGUUUUGUGUAGAUGUAAUAUGAGAGGAUAUGUCUCUUUCAGGGCAUACAUAUACACAUAACCUAAGUGAUUACCAAUGUCGCCUUCCUACUUUUCAGUUUGUAUAUGAUGGGAAAAUAUUUUUGAAGUUUAAAGAAUUGCACUUAUCUUUUCUAAGCAGUUACAGUUAAGGUGGAAGUAUAUUUGUACAUUUAUAUGUUUAUAUGGGUUUUUUUUCAUUUUACCAUUUAUGUUGUUUUACAAACGUAUUUAUUUUGUGAAUAAAAUUAAUGUUUGAGUA
Molecule: messenger RNA, 2026 nt
Organism: Haliotis rufescens (red abalone)
Lineage: Eukaryota; Metazoa; Mollusca; Gastropoda; Lepetellida; Haliotidae
Product: (Lyso)-N-acylphosphatidylethanolamine lipase-like
Exons: 6
Coding region: 41-1165 (374 amino acids)
Cellular component (GO): lipid droplet
Source: RefSeq, a predicted model, not a curated record